This is a messenger RNA of Yarrowia lipolytica CLIB122, 1143 nucleotides long. RefSeq lists its product as uncharacterized. The record is from RefSeq and is a predicted model, not a curated record. Lineage: Eukaryota; Fungi; Ascomycota; Dipodascomycetes; Dipodascales. Gene Ontology annotation, cellular component: cytoplasm. Gene Ontology annotation, molecular function: pyridoxal phosphate binding; carbon-sulfur lyase activity. Gene Ontology annotation, biological process: transsulfuration.
AUGACCUCUCCUGACCUCUCCACUCUCGCGAUUCACGCAGACGACGAACUCGCUCGAACCAACGACGUGGCACCCUCAAUUGCCGUCUCCACCACCUUCCGGUACUCCAGCAACCCGGAGGAUCUGGUCCCUCUGGCUGAAAACGAAGAUGAAGCGGCCUACGGAACCAACGAGUACGUCUACUCGCGGAUCGCCCACCCCACCACCUCGCGAGUGGAAAAGGUGCUGUCGACCAUCUUCAACAACAAGUUCCCGGUGGUCUACAACAACGGACUGGCUGCGUUCACGGCCCUGAUUGUCCACGUCAACCCCAAGCGCCUGUUCAUCGGAGAAGCCUACCACGGCUGCCAUGCUGUCAGUGACAUCUUCAAGCGAAUCCGAUACAACUUGGAGAUUCUGUCGCUAGACGAACUGGACAAGGUGGAGAAGGGAGAUCUGGUUCACCUGGAGACUCCUGUCAACCCCACCGGUUACUCUAGAGACCUGUCUUACUACGCCGACGCUGCUCACAAAAAGGGCGGCAUUUUGUCUGUUGAUGCUACCUUUGCUCCUCCCCCCCUGCAGGACCCCUUUGAUUUUGGAGCCGACAUUGUCAUGCACUCAGCCACCAAGUACUUUGGAGGCCACUCUGAUCUGCUGGCUGGAAUUCUUGUCGUCAAGACGCACGAGGAAGCCGAUCAGCUGGUUGGUGACCGAUCUUUCCUCGGAUCAGGUCCCGGAAACCUCGAAUCGUGGCUACUGCUCCGAUCUCUUCGAACUUACAGGCUGCGAAUCAAACAGCAGUCGGAUAACGCCACCGCCAUCACCAAGUACUUCUCCGACCACCUCUCUGACUUCCCCGCGCUCAAGUGUGUCCACCACUCGUCCUUUCAGACCGAGGACUUUGUCAAGAAGCAGCUUGUGGGAGGCUACGGACCUGUUUUCGUGCUGGAAAUGCAGUCUCGAGAAGCCGCCCGAGCUCUGCCCAGCAAGCUCAAGUUCUUCAACCACGCCACUUCUCUUGGAGGAGUCGAAUCGCUGAUUGAAUGGCGACUCAUGAGUGACGCUACCACUAACCCUGCUUACCUGCGGGUCUCUGUUGGUGUUGAGGACGCCAAUGACCUCAUCGGCGAUCUCAAGCAGGCUCUUGAGGCUUCCAAAUAA